AGCAGCAGCAGCAGGAGCGGAAGAAGGUGAGGCCAGGCAUAGACCAGCAUGCCGUUGGUGAAGAGGAACAUCGAGCCCAGGCACCUGUGCCGUGGGGCACUGCCAGAUGGGGUGACCAGUGAGCUGGAGUGUGUCACCAACAGCACCCUGGCAGCCAUCAUCAAACAACUGGGCAGUCUGAGUCGCCACGCCGAGGACAUUUUCGGAGAACUGUUUAACGAAGCCAACAGCUUCUACCUGAGGAUGAGCAGCCUGCAGGAGAGGGUGGACCAGCUGGCUGUGAAAGUCACCCAGCUCGACUCCACUGUGGAGGAAGUCUCCCUGCAGGAUAUCAACAUGAGGAAGGCCUUUAAGAGCAGCACCAUCCAGGAUCAGCAGGUGGUGUCGAGGACUUCGGUCCCCAACCCUGUGGUGGAGAUGUACCAUCGCUGCGACAAACCUCCACCGCUUAACAUUCUCAGCCCAUACAGGGAUGACAAGAAGGAUGCGUUGAAGUUCUACACUGACCCCUCUUACUUCUUCAACCUGUGGAAAGAGAAGAUGCUGCAGGCCACCGAGGACAAACGCAAGGAGAAGAGACGGCAGAAGGGCUGUCCGGCCCACCCUGACAGGCCCCACUCCAGACAGGCCCCACCCAGGAGCCCCCUGUCCAUCUCUGAGCAACAGAGGCAGGUUGAGGACCCGGGCAGAGAGGUGAAAAAGGUGCGUAAGGCUCGUAACCGGCGUCAGGAGUGGAACGUCCUGGCCUACGACAAAGAGUUCAGACCAGACGCUAGGCUCACGCCCUCCCCUUACCACGGCAUGUCCUCCGAAGGCUCCCUUUCCCCAGACAGCAGAUCAAUGGCGUCUGACUCCUACCCAGCUAGCCCCAACCACCCCUCAGCCCAGGCCCCCAGCACCGCCCACCCCACGGACCACCUCGCCAGGGAUCACCUCAGCGCGGCGGUCCAGACUCAGUCACUGGAUCGGGGCCUCAGGCCGGUCAGCCAGCCCCCUGUGGCUGGAGGGGCUGCGGCGGCGGGGAGACACGCGGCCUCCUUGGGCAGGACCCCCUCCGGACACGGGGUCCAGGCCGGCGGAGAUCAAACGGUUAAUGGGCCGAGGCAGCCGUCGGUUAAGGAUUACCGGGCAGGACAUGGUGGCCAGCCCUCCACCAUCCCAGAGUACUAUAUCCCACCUGCCCCUCCCCCCCCUCCGACCAUCCCUUCUGCCCAGACGGCCUUCGACUCCACCACGGCCCCGCCCUCCGCCGCCACCUCCGCCGUGCCCCCCACCUCCUCCACCCUCUCCCGCCCCUAUUCCCCCUCCCCUCCUCCUCCCCCGGCCAACUACGUGCCAUCUCCCUCCCACCCCCCUUCAGGUGCACCCCCUGCCGCCCCUCCUCCUCCUCCACCUGGAGCCCCCGCUGGCCACCAGGCCCACCCAUCCCCACCACACGCUGCCGUGGGCCAGGCGGCCGUGGAGGCGGCGCCCCCGACGAGGAAGUCCACCAUGCUGGGGAUGAUCCCGAUGAGCGACGCCCGCUCCGACCUGCUGGCUGCCAUUCGUAGAGGUAUCCAGCUGAGGAAGGUGCAGGAGCAGAGGGAGCAGGAAGCGAAGAGGGAGCCCGUGGGCAACGACGUGGCCACCAUCCUAUCGCGCCGUAUCGCAGUGGAGUACAGUGAGUCCGACGACGACUCCGAGCUCGACGAGAAUGAGUGGUCUGACUAAAGAUGUUAGAAACGAAAAAGAAAAUAGAAAAAAAAAAAAAAAGAGUGAGAUAGAAAACGUGGGCUUGGUGGGUGGUGAUGACCGGGAAGUAAAGGGGGAGAAACGUUGUGACACUGAGGUGGAAAUGAAGGGGUUUGGUUGGUUAAUCAUUGACAUUUUAACAAAAAAAACCCCCAACAAAUUCAAUUAAAUCCAGUCAUACAUACAUUCAUUUACACACACAUUCCAGAUUUCCCGUUGCAGCCUCUCUGAACAGUUAAGCACCUGCACAGCAACGGAUCGGUAAAUUUCCGCUUGCUGGGUUGCCCCUGACGACGCCUAUUCUUGAACUGAACUAGAGAUCUGUGCGUCUAACCACCCAGGGCGUGCGCCGCGAUAAACACACACACACACACACACACACAUAUCAACACCCAUCCACACAUUUUUAACCACCAACACUCAGCUGUGAAAAACAAACGCGCCAACCCCUCCCUCCCUACAUAUUUGGGUUAUGAUAAUUAGCAAUAUUGUAGGCUGUAUUUGAAACCGUAGGUAGGCGGGCGCCGUGUGAGUACGGGGGUCAUGUGUUUACAAAACACGCGGUAUAGCACAAGAAAAACUAAUUAUAGUGCAAUCUUAACUUGUCUGCCAAAUGUUGAGAAAGAAUUUAUGAAACAAGUCAUGGGUAAUCAGGGAAAGAAAAUAGUUUAUUAAAGGAUUAUUCCGCUUGGCCGGGCUGUUCCUGUUUACAAAACACGUGCAUUCUGCACCAGAUUUGUGGGAGUUUGGUCGUCUUAACCAACGUGAAACAAUGAACUCAGCACCGAAUCAUCUCUGUGUAAUGACCUCUGGCUGGUGUGCAUGCUAACAGCUGAAUAUAUAUCACGUUGGCUAACUGCAUCCUUACCAAGCUUGAUAUAAAUGUGUAAAAUCUUGUUAAAAGAUACAUGAAAUGAGGGACGAAUGUGCUUUUUGACAUUGGGUUGUAAAUGACUCGAGCCGAAAUUAUGCUUCUCCAAAGAUACAUGUAAACAUCUCCGCAAACCUACGCAGAGAAGGGUGUUAUGGGUAACCGUAGGUUGCAGAGGAGCUGACGCGCACAACUCCCAAGUCUCAACAACGCAUUGUGGGAACCUGCGUGUCGAGCACGCUGACUGGUUGAUCCAGCCUCCUGUCGGGAGGUGGGUUCGAAAAACGGAAAGGAAGACGCAGCAGGUAGAGGAUUAAUCGAGGUUGAUCAUGCACGUGUAAGAGAAACACACAAGCGAACGUCUCCAAACAUCACCCGAGCACGUUCGCUUGUGUGCAGCACAGAGAGGUACAAUUCCAGCUUGAACAAUUUAUAUUCUUCUCUUAAAACAUUUAAUUUAAAGCCACAGAGCAAAAACCAAUGCCAGGUUUGCUUUGCGGAAAAUAUGUAUAUUAAUGGAUAAUGCUAUCGUCUACAAUUCCUUUAAGGCUCUGUUUUUUUGUUUUUUUUAAAACAACAAACGAAAAGUAAAAUCACAUACAUAUCUAAAGAGGUUUACUCACAUGUUACAAAAUGUUUGUGUUUCUCAAGUGAUCAUAAUUCGAAAUACAGGCCUGUUUUCCUGCUGUGCUUACAGCUAUAACUGAAACCUUAAAUAUUAAGAAGUUAGGUGUGAUUGUUGUCUCGUGUUAGUCCCUUUUUAAUAGAAGACUUAUCAAUCAAUUAGGGGUAAAAGAAAGCUCCAUUCUUUUGUUUUCAAUUUUGACAGUGAGGCAACAACCGUGUUAAUAAUAUGGUUUGUGCCUUUAAUGUCCUGUAUAUUAAUGCAUUGACAUUUUGGUUUAAUCUUUUAUUUCAACAGAGAGUUUCAUCAUUGAGAUCAAAAGAGGGCAUUGGCAAAUUGCACAGACAUUCACAACAGACACACAAUUAACAUACACAAAGCAGCGGCUACACAUUGAGACAAAUAAUCACGAGUAACAUUCAAAAUGCUGCGGCAUAAUAUUUUCCUUUUUUUUUUGAAGAGCGGUUUUAAUUUGAAAACCUUUUUUGUGACUCAUUCCAUUGGUCCAGAUGUUUGUAUUUAAAUCCAGUUUUUCAAUCCAGUUCCUGUUGUGCUGCUGUAAACGCGGGGCGUGCAUCAGGCAGCAGAGUCUACAGAGAGAAACGUGAUGCUGGUUCCUCCAACGUUUCCAACGUGAAGGGAUUAGAAGGCCAAACUCCCAUGAAAUCGGUGUGGUCCUUGAACAAAUACCUUUUUAAUAUUGUGACAUACAGUAGUUCUCCCAUUGAGAGAGUGCAAUCAAACUGUGAUGAAAGAUGCCACCCACCAGGAUUACACUCAUCAUUCAGCCUCCAUAUCACAGCACUGAACAAUAAAGCGAGCAAGCGAGCUUAUGCCAUUAUUUUAGUAUGUUUUUUUCUUUUUUAAUUUUUUGGUCUUUUGCAGUCAUUCAUAACUCGAAGCCUAACAUUUCAGCCAGUGACUGUGUGUUGUGGUAUUAGUCUUUAUAUAAACGCUUCAACACUUAACCACAACCAGAGCCGCACUCACAAAGCUUGUCAUCCUGGGCCGGGGUCAAAGGUCACAUCCACUCCUUCGCCUGACCUUGCGCACCCUCAGCGACCCUGGGUCAGCACUGCUGUCUGUGGAGGCUUUGUGAAGGCAGCCCCUGGACUAUAAAUACAUAAGUGUAAGAGACUUGCAACAGUAAUAUACAGUAUAUUAUCUAUCUCUUUUCAGUAUAGGUUUGGCUAAACCUCAGUAUGAGCUGAUUGGACUGUAGUGUUUUUUAUAAUGUGGUUUUUUCUUUUUAAAAAUGUGCUGCAGUGAGUUGUUCACUUUUGGUUUAUCUUAGGGUUUUCUACUGCCAAGGCCAGGAUGUGAAGGUACCGGAUAAAACAGUUUCAUUUGUGUCAAAGAAGCAGUUGAAGGAUGAUUCCAACUUUUUCUUUUUUUCUUUUUUACUACAUUCACACGAUUUAUUAAUCUGCUCUAGAGCCAAAGGAAGUAUCCCACGAAAGCAGGAUUCAAGCAGUAUUUAAUGCUCCUUUUUAUAUAUUUCCCCUUUGUUUCAGUUUUCCUAACCAGAGCAUCAGUGAUUUCUGAAGAUGUUUUUUUGCAGCACAAUAGCAAAGCAUUCUGGGAAGUGUAGUGUUGCUCAUCCAUCUGGUAGCACCGCAGCAAACGUUGAGCCUCGGUUGUAUUGUUCGAAGAGACGCAGAUGCGUCUUUCAGUACGAGAGAUAUUUGGCCGUACUGUUUAAUUUUUAGACUUCACCAGUUGUUUUUUUUAUUUGUCCAAUUGUCUUUACUUGAGCAAAACAUGCACUUCGAACAGUGUCUGACAUGGCGGGAACCCAGUCCCACCGAAAGGCUCGCACUGUUCUAUCCAUGAAACUAAACUAUCCUGUUAUCUACUGUGUGUACCGUAAAUGACCAGGCAUUAGCCACGUUUUCUCCCAUCGUGCAGUGAACAUCGGAGCCUAAUCACACAAAGAAGAAACAGACUACGGUUCGACGUGCAGUUACAACCUGCUUCACAUUGUCCCAAUUUUUAAUCAAGAUAUAUCGAUGUCGUUUGACCAGCAAAUAACCAAGUUAAUGCUUACUGGGUAAUUAAACUCAUAGAUGAAAAAAACAAAAGUGAACCAAGCGGAGAGCAGGCGUCUGUCAAAUACUUGAGACUUUUUUGAGUGCAUAGUUGCUGCACAGGUUAAAGGUUCUUACCACAUUGGUUUAUUUCAGAAAAUGCCAAGAUUUUGCAAGGGAUAGGGCUCAAAAGUAGUUAUUUUGUGUUUGUACAUAAAAACCACACAGUAGUUGAGGAACCAGCUCACUCAGUAGCUGCACUGUGUUGAAGGAUAUAAACUACAACUGGAUUAAGGACUGUGCGAUACGUCGAUGGGUUCUUGGUUGGUUCUCGCUGAUUGUUUGGUAAAGGUUUCAAGGAACUGUGGCAACACCUGCGCUUAUGGACAUUAUUGCUGAAGUAAAAAAAAAAAAAACAA
Molecule: messenger RNA, 5673 nt
Organism: Xiphias gladius (swordfish)
Lineage: Eukaryota; Metazoa; Chordata; Actinopteri; Istiophoriformes; Xiphiidae
Biological process (GO): actin cytoskeleton organization; positive regulation of Arp2/3 complex-mediated actin nucleation
Cellular component (GO): cytoskeleton
Molecular function (GO): protein kinase A regulatory subunit binding; Arp2/3 complex binding; actin binding
Source: RefSeq, a predicted model, not a curated record